UCCGGCGCGCGCCGCUCACGUUUCUGCUCGGCAGCGCCACGGGAGCCCGCGACGGGGAGAAGUUUGCUGCGCUUGGACGCCCCGCGUGAGUCGGCGAAGGAAAGCAAGCCGCCCGCCCGACCAGCCAUUACCCUACCUCCGCCUGGCACGGAAAGCAUCACUAAACUUGAAAAUGUCUUCUGUGAAACACCUUGUUUAUGCUAUCAUCCAUUUCCUGAGAGAACAGAGUCAGAUGGAUACUUUCACUUCAGAUGAACAAGAGAGCUUGGAAGUGGCAAUUCAGUGUUUGGAGACAGUCUUCAAAAUUAAUCUAGAGGAUACCCGUCUUGCAGUACCUUCACGUUUGAUAGAAAUAUUUGCAGAUUCCUGUCAUAAGAAUGAGAUUCUGCCUCUCUCAGAUUCUUUGCCAGAGGACCUUGAAAAAGCUGACCAGCUCAAGGAUGAAGGUAAUAAUCACAUGAAAGAAGACAAUUACGCAGCUGCUGUGGAUUGUUACACCCAGGCUAUAGAAUUAGAUCCAAAUAAUGCAGUCUACUAUUGCAACAGAGCUGCUGCUCAAAGUAAAUUGAACAAUCACAGUGAAGCAAUAAAAGACUGUGAGAGAGCAAUCGCAAUAGAUCCAAAAUACAGCAAAGCAUAUGGAAGAAUGGGAUUGGCUCUGACUUCAAUGAAUAAAUAUCAAGAGGCAAUUAACAGUUACCAAAAGGCACUGGAUCUUGAUCCAGAAAAUGACUCUUACAAAUCAAACUUGAAAAUAGCUGAACAGAAAUCAAGAGACAUGUCCAGUCCUACUGGAACUGGUCUGAGUUUUGAUAUGGCAAGUUUGAUAAACAAUCCUGCCUUCAUUAGCAUGGCAGCAAGUUUAAUGCAGAAUCCUCAAGUCCAGCAACUGAUGUCAGGAAUGAUGACAAAUGCUAUUGGAGGUCCUGCUGCAGGUGUUGGUGGUCUUACUGAUCUGUCAAGCCUAAUUCAUGCGGGACAGCAGUUUGCCCAGCAGAUCCAGCAGCAAAACCCAGAGCUGAUAGAGCAACUGCGAAACCAUGUUCGAAGCAGAUCCUUCAGUGGUAGCACUGAAGAGCACUCUUGAUUCAAGAGACAUAAGUUAAAAUAAUUGUUCUACUAAUUCCAAAAGGCAUAUCGUAGCUUGUAGCAAAUAUCACCAUUGUAAUUCUUCUCAGACAUGAGAUAGAAAAUUCUUUGUGUGUAUUCCUUAUUGUCUGUUGGAAACAGAUCAUUGCACACAGAUUUGAACAUAUGUAUGUUUAGUGAUGCCUUUGUACAUGGACUAUAAGUAGAACUGUUGACUUAUUAAAAUCUCUGUGUCAGGGGAGCAUCUUUAUAUUAAUAAGCAACAGCAUGUGGAUUUUUCAUUCUCUUUGAGAGAAUGGAUUUUUUGCAGCAUACUGUGCAUUGAAAAAUAACAUCUGAUGCAUGCCAGAGGAAUAGAAGACUACUACUUGAUGGGCCAUCACUCCUGUAUAAAGGUUGUGUAUAAAUUAUAUUCAGUAAGGUUGUUUCUUGCCCUUCAAUACAAGGCAGUGGGAUACAUAAACAAUUGUGCAUGUCUAAUUGGCAAUAAACAAAGUAAAGUGUUCACUUUUGACGAAGUAUGGUUGAUUACUGGAAUUGUUGAAAGGACUAAUAGGCCUGACUGGCUGAAUUGUUUCAGGAUGAGAUAAUAUGGCAGGAGAAAGAAAAACUACGAGUGAGCAGAUGGUGGAGAUAGAUGGAUAGGUGUGUUUAUAGGAAGUGGGCUAGAGAUUUGAAGCUGCAUAUAUAAUGUAAGAGGGCAGCUAAAGCCAAAGCAGUUUGUAGAGUGAUUGGUAUUGAUUAACUGCCAGGUCUGAAAGAAGAUAUAGAGGAAUGCUUGAUCUUUCAUAUUGUUUUAUAAACAGGAUUAACAUCCAAAGCUGCUGUACUAUGGGGGUGGGGGAAAAUGGGAGAAGAAAAUUGUGAAUCCCAUCGUUAAGAUGUAUGAUUAAGCAAUGGAGCCUCCAAAUAACUUGUCUUGGAUGAUUAGUAGAAGGAUGA
Molecule: messenger RNA, 2031 nt
Organism: Candoia aspera
Lineage: Eukaryota; Metazoa; Chordata; Lepidosauria; Squamata; Candoiidae
Gene: SGTB
Product: small glutamine rich tetratricopeptide repeat co-chaperone beta
Exons: 11
Coding region: 173-1087 (304 amino acids)
Biological process (GO): post-translational protein targeting to endoplasmic reticulum membrane
Cellular component (GO): TRC complex; membrane
Molecular function (GO): protein binding; molecular adaptor activity
Source: RefSeq, a predicted model, not a curated record